AUGACCGACUACAGCAAACAGACCGUCGCGCAACUGCGCCAAGUGCUGAAGGAACGCGGCAUUCCAUCAACCGGGCUUACGCGUAAGCAGCAAAUCAUCGAGAAGCUUCAAGAACACGACGCUGCCGCUGCCGAGGAAGACGCGUCCACCGCCGAAGCCGCGCCCGUCGCGGAUGAGCCUCAGGCUACACCCGAAGCUCAGGAUGCGCCGCCUGUAUCGGACAAUGUUGUCGAAGCUGCGCCAGCGACACCAGACCAGAAGGAUGACGCGCCGCCAUCACCGCCCGUCGAGGACGCCACCAUCGAGAAGGUGUCAGGAGAUGUCGCCCCUCAAAAUGAGCCUCCUGCGGCCCUUACACACCACGAGACCAUUCAACCAGUCGAAGAGACACCAUCUGCGGAUGGCGUUGCAGGUCGAGAUUUCCAGGAAGAUAUGCCAGCCCGAGCGCCGGUGGAACAGGAUGACGCGACUCCACGUCCCACAACGGCCAACACUUCUGUCUCGCAGACGCCGAUCCCGACUCACGAGCAACCUUCGCCGACGCCAGCAGCGGAUGCGCGCGCAUCGACCGCUGAGUCCUCCCGGCUUGGAUCGCCGGAGCUGAAGGAAGACUCCAGGAAGAGGAAGAGGCGCAGCGUCACGCCGCCAAUUGCGCCCGAAGAGGCCGCGAAGAAACGGCUAAAGCAAGACGAGGACAAUGCCCCUGUGGUGCAUCUUCAGGAGGACGGCGAUGCUCCGGAGCCCAAAACGAAGGAUGCUGUGAUGGAGGAAGCUGACGCGCCGGUCGAUGCGGCGCCUGUGGAGACCGUGUUGCCAGCGAGAACUAGUGACACCGUGGUGGAGGCAACAGGCCCGAAGACAGUGGAGGACCUAAAAGAGUCCGAAGGCGAACAUCGACAUGACCCGAGCGAAGGAGAGCGCGGGCAGCAGGUGCUGGAGGAGAGGGGGGAGUUAAGGACAAGGACCAGGUCGCCUGAGGAGUCAACGGAAGCGCGCCGGCCGUCAACAUCGCACAAGGUGGAAAAGGAAGGACGCUAUAAAUCUUUGCUGGAGGAUGCCACUUCUGCGUCUGCUGGCAAUGGCCCAGCAGAGACCGGUUCCCCACCUGAGGACGAUGACCGCCCGAUCUCACCUGCAUUGCAUCCCGCAACCCGCGGCCUUUAUAUUCGCGACUUCAUGAGACCGCUUCAACCGCCCGCGCUGAAGAAGCAUCUCAUUUCUUUGGCUUCCCCACCCUCUACUUCCGAGCUGGACGAAGACGUAUUGGAGCUUUUCCACCUCGAUCCUAUCCGCACACACGUGCUUGCCUUGUUCAAUUCGGUCUCAGCUGCCGCACGAGUAAGAAGUGCCCUGCAUGGUGCAGUUUGGCCAGUGGAACGGACCAGGAAACCUCUAUGGGCAGACUUCAUUCCCGAGGAGAAGGUCAGCGAGUGGAUUGACUAUGAAGAAAAGGAGGGUGGCGGCCGCAUGGGCAAGAGAUGGGAAGUUGUAUAUGAGCCCGAUGACGGCGAUGCAGGCGUCAGGGCGGAGUUGCGGGAGGUGGGCGUGCCUGGGUCACGUCCACCAGUGAGAGCUCCUGCCACUGCGAGCUCGCCAAGUGCACCGAGCGCUCCAGCAAGGAAGCCGCCUACUGGCCCAGCCGCCGAGAAAUCCUUCCUGGCGUUGGACAAGCUGUUCCGUUCUACAGCCGCAAAGCCGAAACUUUACUUCUUGCCCGUUGAGAAGGAUCUCGUUGAGAAGCGCCUGGAUGAGCUUGAUCGCUGCACCAGUAGGGAUUGGAAGCCUAGUGACGCUGCUGGUGGCACGGAACGGCGGUACACGUUCGAAGACCGGGAUGUGCUUGUGGACGCUGGUCCGGACGCGGAAACUUUCGAUGGAGUGAGGGGCCGUGGCCGCGUGCAAUAUAGAGACACGUAUGGCCCGGGUGCCGGAGGUGGGCCCGGUGGAAGGUUCCGUGACAGAGGAUGGGGCGUUCAGCACGGCAUGGGUGGGCCACCAGAUGGUGUCUUCGACCUUCCAAAGGAACUCCUUGACACGAUUAGCGUAAAAGAGCAAAGCGCCUCUGCUCUCGCCGCCGCCAACGCCGCGGACAACGCAAGUUCCGAUCUUUGGUCGUCGCAACGCGGCGCCGAAAAGGAUGGCGACGAUGAGAAGCAGGACGGAAGCAGUACGCCGGCAACGGCGACGUCGUGCGGCCUCUGCAGCCUGACGUUCACCAGCCUAGCGGACCAGCGCAGCCACGUGCGGUCGGAUCUGCACGGCUACAACCUCAAGCAGAAGAUGCGCGGCGCGGCACCCGUGUCCGAGGCCGAGUUCGAGCGGCUGGUGGGAGAGCUGGACGAGAGUAUAUCCGGGUCGGAGAGCAGCAGCAGCAGCGAGGACGAGGACGAGGAGGGUGGAGGACAGGGCGGCGGCGACUCGACAUUGAGCGCGCUGUUGAAGAGACAAGCGAAGAUCGCGGAUGCAAGCGGAGCGGAGGAGGUGGCUGCAAUGGUGAAGAAGAGGAAGCGUGGUGCAGGAAAGCCACCAAUGCUGUGGUUCACGAGCACGAGCCUACCCGGGGAAAUAAAUUUGGGCGUGUACCGGGCGAUCCUGUCGGAUGCAGAGCAGGAGGAUGAGAAGGGCCUGGUUGAGACUCUACGGAAGAAGCAGCUCUCGCCACAACAGGGCGCCACAAAGAAAGAAAAAGACAGCGGGGAGGACGAGGGAGGGGUGAAACUACCUUCAACGCCGGAGAUUGGACCGCAUUACUUCCUCUGCAUGAUCGGCGGUGGGCACUUUGCGGCUAUGAUUGUGGCGCUUGCGCCGAAGAUGGGGAAGAAGCACACAGGGGCAAAUGAGCGGCAGGCCACGGUGGUGGCUCACAAGACCUUCCACCGGUAUACGACUAGGCGCAAACAGGGUGGUUCGCAGUCGGCGAGCGACGCUGCUAAGGGCGCUGCUCACUCGGCUGGCUCAUCAUUGAGAAGAUAUAACGAGGCGGCAUUGACGUCGGAGGUGCGAGCUCUGCUGUCAGAGUGGAAGGAUAUGAUUGAUACGGCAGAUCUACUCUUCGUCCGCGCUACAGGCAGUACGAACCGUCGAACCCUAUACGGACCGUACGAAGGCCAAGUACUACGACACAAUGACGCUCGAAUCCGCGGGUUCCCUUUCAGCACACGGCGUGCCACACAAGCCGAGCUUAUGCGCUCUUUCGUCGAACUCACGCGCGUCAAAGUCAGCCGCGUGGACGAGGCAGCCCUCGCCGCGGCAGCUGAAGCAGCAGCGGUGGCGGCGCAAGCAACACCUUCCCGCACCUCGACUCCCUCGAAACCUACGAAGCCGAAGCCUACACCCGAAGAGGAGGAAGCACUGCUCCACUCCUCCCAGCUUCAAGCUUUGAUCCGCCGCUCCAAGGCUCCUGCACUAGUCUCCUACAUUCAGAGCAACAACCUCUCCCCCAACUUCCGCUUCCAUCCUCUCGACACGGACAAAAACUACCACGCCCCCACGCCGCUCCACCUGGCGGCGCACAUGAACGCGCCGGCGGUGGUGCUCGCGCUACUCACGAAGGUGAAGGCCGAUCCGGCUGCUACAAACCUAGACGAUAAGACGCCGUUCGACAUAGCGGGCGACCGCGCCACCCGGGAUGCAUUUCGCAUCGCACGCUACGAGCUGGGCGACGCAGCGGCCAACUGGAGCGCUGCGCACGUGCCGGCAGGCGUGAGCCGGGCGGAAGUGGAGAAGGCUAGCAACGCCGAGAAGGCGGAGGAGGCAGCGAAGGAGGCUGAGCGGAGGAAGACGGAGACGGAGAGGCUGCGGCGGGAGGAGGAGCAAAGGGAGCAGGAUAGAAGGGAGAAGCGGGUCGGGAAGGGUAAGGCGUUGGGCUCGACUGGGUUGACGGAGAAGACGGGGGGAGAGAAGAGGGAGGAGGAGGCGAGGGGGUUGACACCUGAAAUGCGGAUGAGAUUGGAGAGGGAGAGAAGGGCGAGGGCGGCGGAGGAGAGGAUAAAGAGGAUGCAGGGGGGUCAGUGA
This is a messenger RNA of Lasiodiplodia theobromae, 4014 nucleotides long. RefSeq names its product DNA-binding SAP. The transcript is spliced from 2 exons. The record is from RefSeq and is a predicted model, not a curated record. NCBI's taxonomy places the organism in Eukaryota, Fungi, Ascomycota, Dothideomycetes, Botryosphaeriales, Botryosphaeriaceae. Bases 1 to 4014 code for a protein of 1337 amino acids.